UAAUCAGGUUACAAUUUGCCAAUCACCUUUGACCCGAAAGCUGACCUCGCCGAAAGAGCGACUUCUCCACCGAGAAAGAAUUUUCGCAAGUUUGCACCGCCAAAUGUAUACCCAGUUAUCUGUAAAACAAGCUUAGAGAUCACCGACGGAUGUCGCAGGUAUCAAUCUGGUGAAGGUACUACUGCAAACCUUGAAACAUUGCAAUGGUUUUCAUGGAGACCUCCCCACCCCACCCAAGACAUUGUGAUUGUCUUUCCAAAAGAUGGCUACUGUGGAAGAGCAUCUCCGUGGCCUGUCACAAGAGGUGACCCUGGCUGUGUUACCCAGGCUGUAUAUGGAAGAGGUGGUUACAGAACUCAGGAGAAGGAACAUCAGUACAGACACCAGCACCACAGGAAACUGUAGGGAACAUCUGCUGAGGAUCCUGCAGGAUGUGAUGGAACAAGAGUACCACGGGGAGGGCGCGGGGGCAAGCGCCGAUCUGGACAACAGUUUGGACGUACUCCAGAUGCCACAGGUAGAGACCACGCCUGGAUCCAGCCCACAAAACAGUACAACUGUUAUUAGUUUACCUUUGCAGAGAACAGAGGGAACUAGUCAUGUACAGGCCACUCCAUCUGUCCCUUGCAGCCUUUUCAAGUUACAGGCCAUACCUGAAUCUAUUGUACAGAACGUCACAAGUUUGUCAAACUCUAUACAGUUGCCGGUAGAUGCUAUUCAGACACUUGACAGUCUGCCUGCCUCUUGCAGUACUUUUGAAGGUGCAGAAGUGACUGUAGAAUUUGCCAUUGAGGAAGUGGAUCCCACUCAGUACACCAUUGAGAAUAGUAGUAGUGAGGAUAAUGAUGAUGAUGGCAUGGCUACCACUGCUAUACCUGACAGUGCUACGGUUACUGAGAAUAUCGGCUGGAAUAUCUCGUCUAAAGAUGGGGAAGUCGAUGACAGGAUCAAUGAAAGAAAUACAUGUCCUGAUUUGAAUGAUGAAGAACCUUCCUUGCAACAGAAGAUUGCGUCAAAACAGGAGUCUGUUAGUGAAGAAGGAGACAAGAUACUAAAAAGAAAAGCCCGCAAAAGAGCCAGAAGAAGUGACAAACCCUUUAAGUGUGGAGAGUGCAGCUACAGCACAUUUAGGAAAGGAGACCUGGCCAGGCACGAGGUUAAACACACGGGUGACCUCCCCUUCAAGUGUGAUGAGUGCAGCUAUAGCACAGUCAGGAAGUCAGACUUAGAAAAACACGGAAUAGUUCACAUGCAAACAAAGCCAUUCGCCUGUGAGCAGUGUGAAUACAGUACGCUAAAAAAGGGGGAACUUGUCAAACAUAUUAAGGAAAAACACACAGAAGAAAAGCCCUUUACAUGUGACCAAUGUGAUUACAGUACACGUAGGGAAUCACACCUUGUCUCGCAUAAAACAAGACAUACUGGUGACGCGCCUUUCAAAUGUGAUGACUGUAGCUAUGGAACCCUCAGGAAAGCAAAUCUGGCCAGGCAUAAGCUAAGAAUACACAUGGACCCCACUCCAGUCGACAAAUCCUUCAAGUGUACAGAAUGCAGCUAUAGUACAGGAAGAAAAAGAGAGCUGGCCAGGCAUAAGCUAAUACACACAGGCAACAUACCCUAUAAGUGUGACCAGUGUGACUAUGGUACACUGAGAAAAUCAGACCUUGACGCGCACAUGGUCAGACACACAGGCAUCAUGCCUUUCAAGUGUAACGAAUGUGACUAUGGAACAGGGAGAAGGAUAGAUUUUAAAAGGCAUUUGAGGACUCAUACAGGAGAAAAACCCUUCAAAUGUGGGAUGUGUGACUUCAGGGCAGCUAUGAAGUGUAAUGUUUUGAGACACCAGCAGAAAAUGCACAAAGGUUGCAAAAGUCUUCCCAGUACUGUACAUGACAGUCCAAAGGAGAAUGCCAACAUUGACAGACUUUAUAAGUGUAAAGAGGGUGCCUUCAGCACUGCAGAUAAAGCAGACCUUGCUACACACAUUAUUUCCCAUGGAAGUGGGGAACCUAACUUUUCUGACAAGUCUGGGAGGAGAAAUGCUGACCUUACUGAAAAAAUUGAGAACUAUUCAAAGGUUGAAGCUGAAGAUAUAGGUCUUGAUAAGAUGCACACCUCAAAACAAGUAUGCCAAACUGACUCUGUUAGUAACAAUGAAGGUACUGAAGCCAAGGAAGAAGCUGUUAGUGUACAGAAAGAAGAAGAUGAGGCACAAGAGUCUGACACGAGUGAAAGCAACACAUCAACUCUUGAGUCAAACUUCAAGCAGCUUGCUGAACACGAGUCAUUCCAGAACCAAACGACUCAAAGACCUAACUCAAGCAAGGCUACAGAUGUAGAAGACAGCCAGUCUAGGGAUGAAGACGUCUCAAGAUCCUGUCCGACUGACAACAUGGAAAGAGAUGGCAAAGUUGGCCAACCCUUCAAGUGUGAAGAAUGUAGCUACACUAGCUAUAGAAAACAAGACCUUGACAGGCAUAAAGUAAGACACGCCACCGGCAAAGUGUCUUUUAAGUGUGCCGAAUGCAACUAUGUGGCACUAAAAAAAUCAGACCUUGAUAAGCAUAUGGUAAUGCACACCGGUGACUUGCCUUAUAAGUGCGAUCAGUGUAACUACAGUUCAAUGAAAAAGUCAGAAAUCACUAGGCAUAAAGUUGCAGUUCAUACAGGCAAGAAACCUUACAGCUGUUUGCAGUGUGAAUUCAGGACGGCUUAUAAGAUCAAUGUCCUCAAGCAUAUCAGAAACCAUCACAGUUCUGAACGUGGUAGCCCUACGUCUAAAGGUGAAAAUAACAAAGGAGAGAGCUCCAAAGUUGGACAGGGUACAGAGCAAUUGCAAAUGGAGGACAAGAAUUCCGUAAGUAUUGACGAUGCUACAGCAAUCACUGAUGCAGAUGGUAGAAAUUUGAAAGGGAAAGAGGGCAAUGCUCCUGAAGGAUUCAUCCCAGUCAAAUCUGCCAAAGGUAGUCAGCCCCAGAAUAAAGACUCGAAGUCUGGCAAACUCAAAAGAGCUGGCAAGCCUAGAAGUGCAAAUCUCUACCUAUGUGAGAUUUGUGACUAUUCUACGCAUCGCAAAGACUGCCUGGUGAGACACAUGAUCAUCCAUUCCGGAGCAAAACCGUACAAUUGCAAGCAGUGCGAAUACCGAGCUGCCGACAAAUCCAACCUCAUCAAGCACAUCAGGAAACAUCUGAACGUCAAGAAGCAGUACAGAUGUAAGAACUGCGCCUACACCACAACCGUAAGGGCAGAGUUCCUCAUCCACAAGAUGAGCCAUGCAAAGACGUACUCUUGUCCAGAGUGUAGCUACACUUCGAAGAGGUCUUCGUGCGUUACCAGACACAGGAAAACACAUACAGGCGAGAAGCCCUACCUGUGUGACGAGUGUGGGUUUCGAAGUUCGGAUAAUUCCAAUCUUUUGAAACACAAGCAGUAUUACCACCAGUCCUGUGUGUGCGAGGUUUGCGGCUACACCACCACGAAGAUGGCUGAAAUGAAAAGACACAAGAAAAUCCAUAAAAUUCGGAGUCCCGCGAAGGAUCCAGAGCACCGGUCUGCAUUGUUUGAUGAGAAGAGCAACUCGCAGUACAUAUGUGAGGAGUGCGGUUACAAAACGAAUGCCUCUGGUCAUAUGAAAUAUCAUAAAUAUUCGCACACCAUUGACUGCCCGUACGUGUGUGGGGAAUGUGGCUACAGGACACCACACAGAUGGAACUUUGCAAAGCACAAGUUUCAACAUACCGGGGUGAAACCUUACCGCUGUGAUGUCUGCGGGUACCAGACAGCUCGUGCAGGCGACCUUAGGAGACAUGAAAGAACGCAUACAGGCGAGAAACCCUACAUGUGCGGGGUGUGCGACUUCCGCACAGCGGAUAAGUCUACCUUAUCUAAGCACACUGCAAUAAUUCACAGGGCUAACAAAGAGGAUGGAGCAUCAUGAUUAUUGAAUGGACACAUCUUUUGAAACAGUAAAACCUAAGAUUUGUGUAAAAAAAUACUGCCUAGAAAUGCCUUUCAUGCAAUUUAUGCUAUUUUUUUACAUUGCCAAACUCCAAGGGAGUAAAGGCUUGUCUUGUGUGUGUCUUGCCUUGUUUUAGUUUCUGUAUACUGUAAAUGCAGAAAUGUUUCUGCUGAUUUUUGUUUUGUUUUGCAGUGGCCGCUUCACUGUGACCGCAAAAACACCCAAAACAUUUUUCCAUUAAAGUAUGUAGCUACAAGAUAUGGUGCUACAAUGUCCUCAAAACCGCCAUGAACACUCCUGCUACUGUGGAAUUAGAUCCCCACGAACUUUAAUGCACUUACAGCAUGUUCUGCUAGAGUGAGGGGAAAUACUAGACUAAAUGCUGCUGUCUUUGAUUGCCUUGUUUAUCUUUAGUAUUCUGAAGUCUUUUUCUUCCAAACUUAACAGUCAAACUGUAUGUACUUAAUCUGUGGUAACAUAUAGAUGGGUGGUAGUUUUAAACUGCAAUAUCCUCUAAAAUAUUGCAAUUUGAAACUAAUGUUCGUCAAUGUGAUAUUCCAUUCUUCAGUGUUAAUAUUUGCUUUACUGUUUUUGUAACAGAAUUUUUUGUCAGAUCAGUUGUAACAAAAUAGACAAUACUUACCUGUAUAAGUAUCAUAGUUUUUCUGUUUUCCAUAAUACAGCUAGAACUAGGUUCUGUGUAUGGCAUUAUGUAAAAUGUCAGUGCAAAUGUUUUCAUUUUGGUCGGUAUUGAUAGUUUGUAGAUUCAAUGUUGUUACAAGUGAGAUAAAAAUUGUGUUUCCUGUUAGGGUAAGCCCCCCUGCCACUGUUUAUAACAUUGUAGGUGUUGACUGAUUUGUGUCACCUAUGAAGCAAUAAAUCAUUUUUGGGGGAUAUU
Branchiostoma floridae (Florida lancelet) is the source of this 4859-nucleotide messenger RNA. Its product is annotated as zinc finger protein 184-like. Gene Ontology annotation, biological process: regulation of transcription by RNA polymerase II. Gene Ontology annotation, cellular component: nucleus. The record is from RefSeq and is a predicted model, not a curated record. The transcript has 4 exons. The coding region runs from base 263 to 3940 and encodes 1225 amino acids. Gene Ontology annotation, molecular function: RNA polymerase II transcription regulatory region sequence-specific DNA binding; DNA-binding transcription factor activity, RNA polymerase II-specific. NCBI's taxonomy places the organism in Eukaryota, Metazoa, Chordata, Leptocardii, Amphioxiformes, Branchiostomatidae.